AAUCAAUCUUGAAGUGUUUAAAUUGGCGCCAUGUCGUCCCGCGGUGUCGGACGCGGCAAGUCCGCCACGAACAAGGCAGUGGAAGCGGCGGGAAGGGAGAAAAAGGGUUGUCACACCAUCAAUAGGAAGAGGAAGGUCGUCCAAGGUGGGCCUUCUGUUGCAGGUUAUAAUGAAGAUGACGAGUGGUUGGGGGAGGGGGUGGCGACGCAGGAGGAGAGCGUCAUCCAGGAAGAGGAGGAAGUGUCGUUGAAGAGCAGGUCUUUCAGGCGGACGAGUGAAAGCAUCGGAAUCGAACAGGGGGACUAUGAGGGUGGCGAAAGACGAGGCGGAGGAGGCCGCGUAAUCGUGGAAGACCCCAUCGACGUCGACGCCGCGGUAACGUUGGCGGCACUUCGCAAGCCAUCGGUCAAGGGAAUAGGAACCGCUCUCCUGCGCAGUGCGCAGGAGGCGCUGCGGCCCUGCACAGGGCCGCAGCGGGGGGGGGCUUCACACGUGGGGGAAGGCGCGGGGGCAGGGGCCGCAUCGAGGGGGGCUUCACACGCAGGGGAAGGCACGAGGGAAGGGGCCGCCGUGGGGGUGGCUUCACAUGUGGGGGAAAGUGCGAGGGCAAGCGAUGUCGCCGGAGUAGGGGAGGACGACAAAGCGCUGGUGAACAGGGUGCGACAGCGAAAUAUGCGGGAUGGAAUGGAGGCGGCGUCGAAGCUGUGGGUGGACGACCUCCGCUUCUGGAACGAAACCGAAGGGAACGCCAUAGUGAAGUUGACACAGGAAGCGCGCCUGCAUCUUGUGGCGGUGGCGCAGGGAGUGCAGCCUCUGCCUGUUCGUCGAAGCAUCGUCUUGCCUCAUACCACCAUCCCGCAGCACAAAAUCGAGGACGAAACGAAGUUGAGCGCUGCCAAGGAAAGCCUUAGGGUGCUGAAGGUGCAGACCAUCACUUUGCGGGUAAUCCAUGCGUGGGUCUUCAAGUCGGCGAGCAGGCAACGGGGGUACCAAGCUACGUACAGGUACGCGUUGAACAACGUUGCCACUGAAAUCGCUCGAGCCUUCUGGAUGGGGGAGGACUGGCGUAUAUGUGUGAGGUCCAUGGUCUUCCACACUACUCAGGACAUGGACAUGAAGUUGCCACUGUGGUUCGUCGGCGCCGAAAUUGAGGACAGGCACGAGGACGACGAGUUGGCGUCAUAUCAGGAGGCGAGCAUCCAACGACUAGUGGGGGCUUUCACGAGCGCCGUGAGCAUGGCGAAGGGGGUCGACGACAGGCAGGUGUCCUACGAAAGGUUGAAGAGCAUUGCCAACACAAUGAGGGUCAUGCUCGCGACGACCAUGUGGCUCAUGCGGAUGAGCGGGGACGAUCUUCGUGCGCAUUACGGCGCGUGGCUUUUCGUCCAAAUGACAGCGAAGCCAAUGCUCGUCGCAUCCAUGCAUCGCUCAUUCAACGCGCGUCGCCAUAUCCUGCAAGUUGCGACCGUCAUCAUGGAAAAGUUGGUGGGACCCCCCAUGACUUUGGUGGACCGUCCGUUGUACAUCCCCGACUUUGCGUCUUGUGACGUUAAGUUCUCACAUCACGCCAGCUUGCCUUCCCCCAUGGACGCCAUGAAGCUCGAUUGGCUGGGUAUAGGCCCCCCGGAUGAGGAAGAAGAAGAAAAAGCGGAUGACGAAGCCGGCGGGGGGGGUUGAUGAAGCGUUCAUGGCGCCCGUCU
Chara braunii is the source of this 1700-nucleotide messenger RNA. The record is from the annotation of a GenBank genome assembly. Lineage: Eukaryota; Viridiplantae; Streptophyta; Charophyceae; Charales; Characeae.